GAGCUGCGGGUUAUUCCCUGUGCGCACAGAUUUCAUAAGAAGUGCGUCGACCCCUGGCUGCUCCAGCACCACACCUGUCCCCACUGUCGACACAACAUCAUCGAGCAAAAGAAGGGAAACCCAGGUGCAGCGUGCAUGGAUCCUGGCAACCCGGUGCACGGCCGACAACGGGUGGUGCUGCCGGUCCACUAUCCUGGCAGGGUUCACCGAGCAGGCCAGGUGACCGCCUAUCCAACCAGAACCAGCAUGGACCCUCACGGCAACGCCAUCACAGUGCUCACCGUGGACCAGCACCCAGAUCCUCAGGGUCUGUACCCACCCCAGUCCACGUCUGCCUUUCUCCGCAGCUACCACCCCACCCUCCACCUGGACCACUCAUUCAACCCCCACCACUGCGGAUUAGAGCACCGCGGACCCCCAGCCUACCCAGCACAGCCGCAUCACACUGCUUUUAAACGACCCAAGUUCCACGGUCGCAACUUUUCUCGAGCAGCCUGCUUCUCGCAAUACGAAACUAUGUACCAGCACUACUAUUUUCAGGGGUUGACUUUCCCUCAACAGCCCGAGGCUGGCCAGGUGCCUGCGGGGGCAGGGCACCUGGGUGGAGCAGGGGCGCACAAGGGCCACCACAGCAGGGCCUUUCAGCAGGGGCUGCUUUACCCCACAGUGGUACACAUGGCUCCUGCUUCUUCUUCGAGGAUAGGUGACGCCGGCAGCACUUCUGGCCUGAGCUGUUACCAUGGCCACCGCUCGGUGUGCAGCGGUUACCUUGCCGACUGCCCUGGUAGUGACAGCAGCAGCAGCAGCUCAGGCCAGUGCCACUGUUCCUCCAGCGACUCCAUGUUGGACUGUACUGAGGUCAGCAACCAGGGGGUGUACGGUAGCUGCUCCACCUUCCGCAGCUCGCUGAGCAGUGACUACGAUCCUUACGUGUACCGGAGUAAGAGUCCGUGCAGGGGCUCUGCAGGGGAAGCGGGGGCCGCAGCUUGCACCGCUGUUCCUGCAGAGGACUCAUCCCAUGCUCCCUUGGGACAUGACUGCCUCCAGCUCCCUCCCGGAGCGUCGGGAUAUAACUCGGGGGACCAUCUCUCCAACUGCAGCUUGGAGCCCAACUACAGCAGUCGCUCAUCACUGGAACCCAGGGAGAACAACACCAGCACUACCUCAGCCGGGGCUGCAGAAGCUACCGGGGCAGACAGGGGGAAAGGGGCACAGGAGGAUUCGGGGGAGAUCGGGGCUGCAGCUUGUAGCUGCUGCUUUGAGGUGCUCCCUCCCAAUGUGGAGUGCAAAGGGCAGGACUCGGACCAAGCUGGGCCUCUGGGCUCAGGACGAUGUCACAGGGGGGUGGACUUUCAGAGCUCCACCUCCAAGAACUACUUUGCUCCUGAGCACAUGUGCCCUCCUUCAGAGCAGGUGAGCUACGAAGGGCUUCCUUGCUGCUUCUACAAAGAGAUGAAGGUCCACAGGGCCACAGCAGGGUGCUACACUGAGGACUACGCUGUUAAUGUGCAGUACGCACAUGCAGACUCAGAGGCCUGCACUGGACAGGGCUGCUGUGAACUCAACCAGAGAAUACCCAUAAUUCCUGAGGACACAGAUUGUGAAUUGGGCACAGGAGCAGAGACCAAGAGCAGUUUACUGCCCAUCAGUGUCACGGUGGAGUCAGAGGUGAGGACAGGGGAGCGCCACGAGCCCAGCGAGGGGUACUUCACCUCAGGACAGUUUAGAGGUCAGCCAUACCCUCAGGAGGAGGAGACCAGGGCUUUGUUCCACCCGCAGCUCUCUGCCAGUCCCGCUGCAUUUGGAAGCAGUACUUCGACAAAUGAGGGAGGUCUGGGUAUAUGAACUUACACCUGGAGAGAAGGGACAGUUUAAAGUAUGUAUUUGGUACCGUAUCAGUCAGUCAAUCAUUGAAACCCUCAGUUGCCUUGUUCUAACCUUGCUCUCGGAGCACUGAAUGUUAUCAUCUUAGAUUGUGUGGAUUUCUACUGAAAUGGCCUGUUGUUUCUAUCCAGUUCAUUCCUGUGGCCACAAACGUCUCGGCGCCACAUUACGUUACCACGGCGCAGAGUCGAACAUGAACGGAGGUUGUUAACUGGAACUAGAAGUAGGUUGGUACCGGCUUCUAUCGGGCGACGUGUCUGCUGCCGUCAGGGGUCCGACCCCCUCCGUGGUGCAGGCCCAUUUCUUGUGAGAUUUCUUCAGAUGUUGUCAAGAGCAAGUUAUGGAGACUCCAUCUGUUGUGCAAGAUCUAGGAACCUGAGAUUUUCUCUCUAGUACACUCUUAAUUCACCGAUUACUGCAUCUACAUGUAUACAUCUCGUAUAUGUGCGCACAUGAACACUGACUGCCUAUAAAAGCUUCAACCACCAACUCAAAUAGGUUGUAUGGACAUAGCUAUACCAAAACAGAAAGACAUGAUUGUUGUUUUUGUUUGUUUUGUUUUUUUUACUUUUUUCAAGAGCAGGGAAAUGGGUCUUUAAGUGUUGGUGACCCACGUGUUUCUCUGUGGAGAAGAAGCUAUAUAUUACACAAAAUGCAUAGAAAUGUGAAUGCAAGGCUGACACUGGUCUCUAUUCGAUUUAAUACAGAAUUUGUUUUAUGCAUUGCAUUUCUGUCCAGUCGUGGCCUACUGUACCUGUACGGGAUGUGCCAGAGCAACGUAAAAGCCUUAUAUACGAGCUAUUUGUAGCAAUAUCUAAAGACACUGCACUGCUUUUGGUCGAACUCCGAAGUGACAGUGUCGUGCGGGGGUGAACACAUUUUUUUCUGGAGGGGAGUGUAGCGCUCCACGUCUUGUUCGGACGCCCCUUAAAAGUGUAUUUUUGCCGUCACUUACCCCGAUUUCCUCAGUGAGGCUGAUAAAUAUCGAUAAAAAAGGUUCUUGCAUGUAUCAAAAGGCCAAAGGAAAGUAGCUGGAGAAGACUCAUAAUUUCAAAAGGGUUCCUUAUUGUACUGUGACUUUAAAAAAAAAACAAAAAACGAUGCAGUUAUUCAUAACACAAUGUAUUCGUUUGAUUCAUAUCAUGCCGUGCAUAAUCCAUACUCGCGAUAUCAAUGCUUGUCAUUCAUGCCUUUCUGUUUGUCCUGCAGACUGUUUUUAUACUGUUUCUAUGAAAUGUACACAUUCUCAACACAGAGGAAAACCUUCUGAAAUAACUCUAUUUAUAACCCAGUGCUGUAAUCAACUGAGAAUCUAAUCUUGCCUUUUGCAUAGAGAUAUGUACCUACUGCAAAUAUAACAUUUUGGGGUACUU
Molecule: messenger RNA, 3257 nt
Organism: Paralichthys olivaceus (Japanese flounder)
Lineage: Eukaryota; Metazoa; Chordata; Actinopteri; Pleuronectiformes; Paralichthyidae
Source: RefSeq, a predicted model, not a curated record